UAGUAUUUAUUUUUGAAGGGCAUAAAGAUGAAUAUUCACGUCAUACUUUCCUUGUGUAAAAACAAUUAUAUUUGUGGACCACCAGAAUGUAUUUUAAUCUUCAGCCGCGGUAAAAAUGUAAAAAUACAUUUCAAUUAUUGUACAUCUUUUUUUCUGCUAUUCAAAAAAAUGUUGUGAAAUUGCUUUGACUUUCAAUUGCUUGCUAAUGUCAUGAGCUCUCUCUGAAACACAAUGCUGGAGAUCAUUUUUCAUUUGUUUUGAAUAUAAUUCUAAUCUAUUUAUAUCUUUGCAAUCACAUUGAGCACCUUGAAAUUAUUUGCUUCUGGUAAUAGAGCAGUAUAGCAGGUAUUUUUUUUUAGGUUUAAUUGACAUGUAUUUUACAACCUAGUGCCCAGGACUAAAUUAUUAAUUUCUGUUGAAAAUAUUGAUAAAUGUUAAAAUAAAUAGUAUAGAUGAUAAUUUUCUUUUUUUAUCUUCGCUACCUUCAAGCAACAGGUGGCCACUGAGAAUAUCAAAAAUAAAUAUAAAAUGCAUUUAAUAAGACACAUGCAACUAUCUCCUCUCCAUUGACACCAUUCAUUUUAUCAUGCGCACUGUGAUUGCUGAGAUAUAAAUGGAUAACAAAAUUAUAUAAACAUUAGAAAAUAUUGUUCCGUACAUUGCUGUUACAGACAAUCCGUGAUAUUAUUAUGCUGUUUAUUUUUAUACUAAAAAAACCUAAUUAUACAUAAAAAAUCAGAUUUUACAUUAGGUUUAAUAGCCCUUUUCAUCGUACUAUAAUAUUUUAGAAAAAGAAAAAAAGCACUCGUAAAUUUUUUUACCAGUGUGUGGGUGAGUGCGUGUGCUCAAGGAAUGGCCUGAUAAUAGAGUUUGAAUCAGCCCGUCUUAACGUGGUGUAUUCUACCAGUUGUGGUUCAUCUGGUAUCUGGAAUAGAUAUUUAUCAACGCUGUUUUUAAAAAAGUCCAGUGUGCAACCAGACAUAUUACGGAUGGAUUUGGGAAGGAGGUUAAAGAGCUCCAUGGAUAGAUAUGUAAAAAAAUAUGGAUAGCAGAGAAUUGCGAUUUGCAAAUUCUGGUUCAUUCAAUGGCUCUAUUCCAGAUCUUGUGCAAGGUAAUGGCAGCCUAGCUCUUCCAAAUUCACCAAGUACAUGUUUGGUAAAUGGGGAUGUUGAUCAUGUGCAACUUUUAUCGGCACAAUUAAGUUCACUGCUUCGGACUGAAGAUUUUACAGAUGUUACUUUUAUUGUGGAAAACGAAAGGUUUUGCUGCCAUCGUAUAAUACUCUCGGCACGGUGUGAGUAUUUUAGAGCAUUGUUGUACGGUGGGAUGAGAGAAGCAAACACUCAUGAUGAAAUUAUAUUACAGGACACCCCUGUCACAUCUUUUCGGAUAUUAUUGGAUUAUCUAUAUAGUGGUAUGGUGUCCUUAAAAAACCUUAAAGAGGAAGACAUGAUUGACUUAUUAGGCCUUGCACAUAAAUAUGGUUUGUUAGCUUUGCAAAGUGCAAUUGGCAGUUUUUUAGAAGCAAUUGUAAGUGUUAAGAACGUACCCUUGAUUUACGAUGUGGCUUGUUUAUAUCAGCUCUAUACACUUCGUGAUAAAUGUUUAAUGUUUAUGGACCAUAAUGCUGUUGAUGUGCUUGAAACAGACGGUUUCACGUCAUUGACUAAAAGUGCAAUCACUACUAUUAUCACAAGAGAUUCAUUUUGUGCUCCGGAGGUUAAAAUUUUCAAGGCUGUUGCCAAGUGGAUCCAAACUAACAAAGAAAAAGAGGGCAAUUGUAAUGAAAUUUUGAAGACUAUUCGCCUGCCAUUGAUCAGUUUGUAUGAUUUAUUUCAUGGCGUUCGAGAAUCAAAUUUGUACCCUUCUGAUGUAAUACUGGAUGCUAUUCAAAUGAAAACUGAAUGCAAAGUGAAUGACAUGCCAUUUCGAGGACAUUUAGAAGAAGAAAGCAACCUAGCACAAGAAUGUCAUGGCGCUGAAGUUCUGUUUGGUGAAUUUAGCGACACUCUUUUUCAUGGUGAAUACACAUGUUAUGAUCUAGAAAAGGGUUUCACAAGACAUUUGAUAGGAGAAGAAGAAAAACAAGGUGUUGUGAUUGACUUAAGAAGACCAAGUAUAAUCAACACUAUACGUUUAUUAUUGUGGGAUAAAGACCAUAGGUCAUACUCAUACCUCAUAGAAUGUUCACUAGACAAUCAAAACUGGACACAAAUUAUUGACUAUUCUAAAUACUUUUGUCGCUCCUGGCAAAGAAUACACUUCCCCCCAAAGGUUGUCAGAUACAUCAGGGUGCUUGGCACACACAACACUGUCAAUCGCUACUUUCAUCUGGUUACAUUUCAGUGUUUUUACUUAUCGAACACGCUAUCUUUCCGAAAUGAAAUUAUGGUCCCAACAAGUAAUGUGGCCUAUCUUUUGGAAAAUGCACUCCUUAUUGAAGGUGUAAGUCGCAAUCGACAUGCAUUAAUUGAUGGAAACACAAAAAAUUAUGAUUGGGAGUCUGGAUAUACCUGUCACCAGAUUGGAAGUGGGUGCAUUACUAUACAGCUUGCUCAGCCUUAUAUAAUUGGCUCAAUGAGAAUGCUGUUAUGGGACUGUGAUAACAGAGAAUACAGUUACUAUAUUGAAGUGUCAACCGAUCAAAUACAUUGGACAAUGGUUGUUGACAAAAGAAAAGAGAGUUGCAGGUGUUGGCAAAAUAUGACCUUUGAACCACAACCAGUGUCUUUUAUCAAAAUAGUUGGCACAAGAAACACUGCUAAUGAGGUCUUCCAUGUUGUCCAUUUUGAAUGCCCAUCCUCAGUUGUCGAAACUGACACGCUGUCAGAUACAUCACAAUCUUCUGAAAGGUCAUAAACGGAGUGAAGAACAACAGAUUAAACACCAGUUUGAUGCGUGGGAUGUUAUUAACUGUCGAUGGAUGCUUUUUUGCUAUGUGUUUUUGAAAUGUAAAUAAUUAUGAGAAUUUUUUUUUGACAAUUUUUUUUUGUUUGAAGCCGUUAAAAAUAUAAUAAAAAGAAAAUGUUACAAGAUAUAAUUUUUUGUUAAAAAUUUUGCUAAGAUCUUGCCUAUCAAAAACCAUGGAAAGAUAAAUUUCUGACUACCACAAUUUAAGUUGUACUAUAAUGUGAUACAAACUUUAAAGUUUAUAAACAUGAACUAGAGAGAGAAUGGUUUUAUAAGAUCCCAUGAGCACUAAAUCUUCUAUUGACUUUAUUAAAUAGAGUUCUUAAAGAACAUACUACUACAUUUGUGUAGAUGUUUACUAUCAAUUACCUAAAAAUCUGCAUCUAACCCCUAUUAUAGUCUAAAAAUAAUUAGUCUCCUGUCUUCACAUAUUUAAUUAAUGUGUAACAAAACCUUUGUGUUCCCCAAACCGUUAAUAUUAUGAAAAAUUUGUGUAAAAAAUGUUUUUUUCAUACAAACUGUUUAUAUAAAAAUACGCAUCGCCUUGCUGAUUUUUAUGCUAUACAUUGUUUUUUAUCUUUUUUAAUCUUAUUUUAGUUUAUAAUUUUCAUUAUGUUAUAGUUUUAUUAUUUUUACCCUUUUUUAUGUAGUCUUGCUUUGAAAAGGUAACCUCCCUUGUGUGAAAUUUUUUAUUUUUUCUUUAAAUUUCCAUAUUAGUUAUAAAAACUUGAACAACACUCUCGUUCGUUGAAUUCACUUAGGAUUGAGGGAGCAUUUAGGAUAGAGGGGUUUACAAAAUGAUCAUAAAAAAACAUAACAAGAAAGAGUUUUUCAAUAUAUUUUACUUUCAUCCCCCCGUUGUAAAUAGUUACUAGAUACAUAAAUCAGGAUGUCAGCUCUGUCAGGAAAGUUAGUAAUUGUUAUAAUUUUUAAAGUAUUGUCACAAUAUCAGAAAAAGUCAGGUGUAUCAACAAUCUAUUUGAUAUGUCAGAAAGAUCUCAGGAAUUUUUAGGUUUAAAUUGUCAAUUAGAACUAUUUUCAUUUGCCAAAAUAUUUUAUCAGGAAAUAUCAUUUAAAAAUCAAGAAAUAUCAGGCAUUUUAGUAAAAAAAUUCAAGAAUAUGUCAGGAAGGAAAAAAUUAAAGUUAAGUGGACACACAGUUAAUAUACACAAACUUUUCAAAAUAAAAAAAAAAUGGGUUUUUUAGUUUUUUUUUAAUGGGUGCUUAUUUCAGCGUGAGAGUUCUACAAGUUUUUUCAGCAUGUGGUUAAUGUGAAGAUUAAACUUGGUACAAAGUGUGGUUAUUCAUAUUAGUGUACAUGUGUGUGGUGAUUUAAGUUAGGAGUGCCAUAAUAAAAAUAAAAUGUGGUAUAUCUAUACUUAGAUAAUUGUAUAUAUAAGUUUUUUACAGAUUUACAAAAGAA
This is a messenger RNA of Hydractinia symbiolongicarpus, 4333 nucleotides long. Its product is annotated as BTB/POZ domain-containing protein 9-like. The coding region runs from base 1042 to 2859 and encodes 605 amino acids. The record is from RefSeq and is a predicted model, not a curated record. NCBI's taxonomy places the organism in Eukaryota, Metazoa, Cnidaria, Hydrozoa, Anthoathecata, Hydractiniidae. The transcript has 8 exons. Gene Ontology annotation, molecular function: protein binding.